UGAUAAGAGUAUAAGAUACAUAUUUUUAGAGUACUAAUACAUUUAAAUUAAAUUAAAUGUUAAUUCCUGUUUUUAUUGGAAAAUUAUCAACAAAUAACAGAUCGUAAACUGUCAAAUGUACGAUGAUUGACAGAGUACAGCAACAUAUUAGUAAUAUUUGUUGAGAGAACAAACUUUUUUAUUUCAAACAUAUUGACUAUGUCCGUCAAAAACGAACAUGCUAUAAAUAUUGAUUCUGAAAUAAAAAACACAAGAGGAAUUAUUGAUAAAAAUUGUGCUAAAAAUAAGAGUGAAGAAACUGAAAUAAAAAAAAUUAUUGACACUAAAUUGAAUGUGCCUAUUAAAAAUGAACAUCCAUUAAAUAUUGAUCCUGGAAUAAAAUGUAAAACAGAAUUGGACAAGUUGUCUGAUAAAAUUCAAUAUGAAAAAGCUGACGUAAAAAGUGAUGGAGAUUGUGUUAAUGCUCAAAAUAAAAAAAUUGAAGUGAAAAAUAUUAUUGACUCCAAAAUAAAUUUGCCUGGCAAAAGUGAAAACCUUUUAAUUAUUGAUCCUGAAAUAAAAAAAUGCACAGGAAUUAAGGAUGAUGAUUGUGCUGAAACUCAAGAAAAAAAAAAUGAAUUACGAAAUACUGAUGACACUGAACUAGAACCAGUUGUCAAAGAAAGACCAAUUUUUAGAUGUCAAAAUUGUAACAUGACUGAACAAUACGAUUAUUUUAGUGAUCACACACCAUAUAAUCGUAGUGUAACAACAAAAAUUGAUUACUAUUUGACAAAAGAUCCAUUUUCUCCUCACACUAAAAGGCAAUUCUUGAUUUUAGGAUCAGUUUGUUCUUUAUGUGACAAAGAUGUUUGUGUAAAACCAGAGUGCAGCAUAUUUUAUUCAAAAUUUUAUUGCUCUACUUGUGCAAGGCAAAAUAUUAAAAAUUUUCCAUGUAAUAUUCAAAAUAAAAUAAAUGCAGCAAAACGAAUUUAA
Sipha flava (yellow sugarcane aphid) is the source of this 975-nucleotide messenger RNA. RefSeq lists its product as uncharacterized. The transcript has 5 exons. Bases 199 to 975 code for a protein of 258 amino acids. The record is from RefSeq and is a predicted model, not a curated record. NCBI's taxonomy places the organism in Eukaryota, Metazoa, Arthropoda, Insecta, Hemiptera, Aphididae.